CACUUGGCCUCUUUACCUGCAUGUAAACCUCCUCUUACGGGACGAAAGUGAGACAGGCCUUGAACAAUUGAUCAAGUUUCUCGCACCCUAACGAGGACCGGGCUCUGAAAAGAAAGGAAAUACAGAAAGAAAAUUCAACUGCUCUCCGAUCCAGCCGGAGAUGGACUGGGAUGAUGAAGGACCGCCGGACCUGGUGGGCGCUGGCGGCGAGCUUGCAUCGGAGGAGACGCCAGUCAAAGUUCCCAUCACAAUAGUGACUGGAUACCUCGGUGCCGGCAAGACCACCCUCCUGAACUACAUUCUCACUGCUGAGCACGGCAAAAAGAUCGCUGUCAUCAUGAAUGAAUUUGGCGACUCAUUGGACAUUGAAAAGUCCCUGACAAUCAACAAGGAUGGCGAGUCGGUCGAAGAGUGGAUGGAGGUCGGCAAUGGGUGCAUUUGCUGCUCGGUCAAGGACACGGGCGUCGCCGCUAUCGAGUCGCUGAUGGAGAAGAAAGGAAAGUUUGACUACAUUCUGCUGGAGACAACAGGCCUAGCAGACCCGGGAAAUAUUGCGCCCAUGUUCUGGAUGGACGACGGGCUCGGCAGCACCAUCUACCUGGACGGCAUCGUGACCCUCGUCGACGCCAAGAACAUCCUGCGCAGCCUCGACGACCCGGCCGGGAAAGUCGAGGGCCAUGAAGAGACCGACGAUGCCCAUGGACCGGUCAUGACGACCGCCCAUGUCCAGAUUUCCCAUGCUGACGUUGUCGUCAUCAACAAAUCCGACCUCGUUAGCGAGCUGGAGCUUCAGGCCGUCAGAGACAGGAUAGAGUCCAUCAACGGGCUGGCCAAGAUCUUCGUCACGUCCCAGAGUGUCGUGCCGCAUCUGGAGGGCUUUCUUUUGGAUCUGCACGCUUACGACAGCGUAAAGGAACUCGACCGGCCAGGACUCGGCCACAGCCACAUCGACAAGACGAUAUCGACCAUCUCCAUCCCGCUCCCCAUAAUGACGGAGACGCAACAAUCAGCGCUAGAUGCCUGGCUGCGAUCCGUCCUGUGGGAAAACGUCCUCCCAGGCCACACACCCUCAGACGGCCCGGCGUAUGACAUCCACCGAGUAAAAGGCCGCUUUUUCGCCCAUGAUGGGAGGGAGAAGUUCAUCCAGGGCGUCCGAGAGAUUUUUGACGUGUUUGACAACCCAUCCGAGCAGCCCGAUCCGGACGUUUCCCGGGUGGGCAAGCUCGUUCUGAUCGGGCGUCACUUGGACCGCUUUGACUUUGGGAAAAGCCUGGCGGAUGCCGUCGGAGAGGCCCCGCCAACAUAAGGAAAGGCGCUCUAGGAGGCAUUCCGGGCGCAUGUUGGAGGCGCAUCAUCUGAUGCGUGUGUAUGGGAUGCAUCAUAGUUUACCUGUCAACUCCCUCUCUAUCUCGCCGCGCCAGGUAAUGGUGUGAGCGGGAUGUAGUUGACAGUACGCUACCUACCCGAGUUAACCCAAAUGCACGUUACAGCACGAUGUAUCGGCACGGAUAUUCCGUACACACGUAAGUUCGAAAUUAACGGCUCUGUAUCAAGGAAGUAGGUAUGUACACUAAGGUAGUGUAUGGACGCCAGAAUUUUACACUAGUUUACCAGCG
Thermothielavioides terrestris NRRL 8126 is the source of this 1616-nucleotide messenger RNA. RefSeq lists its product as uncharacterized. The record is from RefSeq and is a predicted model, not a curated record. NCBI's taxonomy places the organism in Eukaryota, Fungi, Ascomycota, Sordariomycetes, Sordariales, Chaetomiaceae. The transcript is spliced from 6 exons. Gene Ontology annotation, cellular component: cytoplasm. Bases 161 to 1306 code for a protein of 381 amino acids.